Molecule: messenger RNA, 528 nt
Organism: Mollisia scopiformis
Lineage: Eukaryota; Fungi; Ascomycota; Leotiomycetes; Helotiales; Mollisiaceae
Exons: 3
Coding region: 1-528 (175 amino acids)
Source: RefSeq, a predicted model, not a curated record
AUGAGGGGGCAGCUAUCAUUUCACAUUCAUAAUGUUGUACUCUCUCUACGAGCUAACGUUGGAGCAGCAGAAAGCACUGAGAUUGCCACUCUUGACCCCAACAUGCUCAAUACCAAUGGCCUUUACUGGAUGCUUGUUGAGACUGGUCUGGCCUUAAUAGCCGUGAAUCUUCCUCUCUUGUAUGGCACCGUGAGGAAAAAUGCCACCAAUGGCUCCUCAUCCAAGAUUUCUUCUACACACAGGAAGAAUAGUGGGUCUCAAGAGUAUGGCGACCACAUUGAGUUGGCCUAUGGUGUGCAAAACAACUCCGACACUAAAGCUACUUCCGCACAACCUUUGGAUCCUAUUGACGUGGAAGCUAGCAACAUCAAGAUCACAAAAUCUUAUGGUGUGGAUUGGAGUUGUGAACAAGUGUGCAAUGGACAAUGUAUGUCUCUGCUGAGAAUAGCGUUGAAGAGACAUAAAGAAUUCGGUGGAUUUAAGCUUUUUCGGUAUAAAUUAAUCCAUAGCAACUAUGUCACCAUGUAA